Molecule: messenger RNA, 2205 nt
Organism: Eucalyptus grandis
Lineage: Eukaryota; Viridiplantae; Streptophyta; Magnoliopsida; Myrtales; Myrtaceae
Product: branched-chain-amino-acid aminotransferase-like protein 2
Biological process (GO): carboxylic acid metabolic process
Molecular function (GO): catalytic activity
Source: RefSeq, a predicted model, not a curated record
AAGAACCGAAGACACAGGAGCGAAGGCAAUCAAUCAGCAGCAGCCUUCAUCCUCGUACAGUCAACGAGGCGUCGCCCGAUCCCGAUCGCACUGUCCUCUUGUCCUCUUGUCACCACCGUCACACCCACCGUCGUCAUCUCUUCAACAUCUCUAUCUCUCUCUCUGUCAUAAUUCAUACUCACCGUACACGCUCACUUGCACCCGCAAAGGAUCGACACCAUUGUCGGGAAAUGGAGCCCGUGGUGAUCCAUUCGUGGUCUGCUCCCAGGUCGCUCAGCACCAGCCUCAUGUACUCCUUCGCUCAGAGGGAUGACAUGGAAGUGCUUGAUGAACCUCUUUAUGCAAAUUUCCUUCGGGUGACAGGUGCAGAUAGGCCUUACCGGGAGGAUCUUCUGUCCAAAAUGGAGUCUGAUGGCAACAAAGUUGUAAAAGAUAUCAUAUAUGGUCCUGGGAGCAAGAGAUACCGUUACUGUAGGUAUCAUAUUGCAAAGCAACGGGUGCCUGGUAUUGGAAAUGAUCUGAUGAAGAAAGGAAAGCAUUUCAUAUUGAUUCGCAAUCCGAUGGAUAUAUUGCCAUCCUUUGAAAAGGUCGUCCCUCCAUCAUUUCUCGAGUUAGGCCUGGCAGAGUUAGUCUCCAUAUACAGUGAGCUCUGCGAGUUGGGGAAUCCCCCAGCAAUUAUUGAUGUAGCAGAUCUGCAACAGGAUCCUGAGGCUACUUUGGGUAGACUUUGUGAAGAACUAGAUAUUCCUUUUCAGGCUGCUAUGCUCAAAUGGGAAGCUGGUCCAAAGGCUAUAGAUGGCUUAUGGGCUCCAUGGUGGUACAAAAGUGUACACAAGUCUACAGGCUUUGAUCCACCUAAAAAGUAUCCCCUCGCAAUUCCCGAUGUCCUCUAUUACUUGCUGGAGCAAAGUUUACCAUUUUACAACCUGCUCAAAUGCCAAGUGAGGCGAAGAUCAUCACAGCCCACCCCUGAGCUUCCAGUACCAGCCAAUGAAAAGCUACUUGCUUGGGUUGGUGAUGAGAUCCUCCCCCGUGACAGCGCAAAGGUUUCUGUCUUUGAUUCAGUAGUCCAAGGAGGUGAUUCAGUGUGGGAAGGUCUUGAGUUUUACGAUGGGAAGAUUUUUAAACUUGAAGAACACUUGGAUAGGUUGUUUGACUCAGCCAAAGCUCUGGCUUUUAGCAAUGUUCCGACUCCGACACGUGAACAGGUUAAGGAUGCGAUCUUCAAGACUCUUAUCACGAACGGGAUGUUUGAUAAUGCACACAUUCGUUUGUCUCUAACGCGUGGCAAGAAGGUUACUUCUGGCAUGAGUCCUGCAUUCAAUCUUUAUGGUUGUACGUUAAUAGUGCUCCCUGAAUGGAAACCCCCUGUAUAUGAUAAUACACAUGGAAUUACUCUGGUAACAGCCACAACACGACGCAACUCGCCUAAUAACUUGGAUUCCAAGAUUCACCACAACAAUCUUCUGAAUAACAUACUUGCAAAGGUAGAAGGAAACAAUGCAAAUGCAGAUGACGCAAUCAUGCUCGACAAGGAUGGUUAUGUGUCAGAAACCAAUGCUACUAACAUUUUUUUGGUGAAGAAAGGACGUGUUUUGACGCCUCAUGCUGAUUAUUGCCUUCCUGGCAUUACUCGAGCAACUGUCAUGGACCUAGUUAUUAAGGAGAAUCUGAUCUUAGAGGAACGGAGAAUUAGCUUAUCAGAAUUCCACACAGCUGAUGAGGUAUGGACAACGGGAACCAUGGGAGAACUUAGUCCAGUUGUCAAGAUUGAUGGACGGAUAAUUGGGGAUGGAAAAGUAGGUCCAGUGACUCGAAGAUUACAGGGUGCGUACAAAAAUCUGACAGGAGAAUCUGGAGUGCCUAUACCAACUUCCAACGAGUUGUAAUUGUCCCAUUAUAGAAAGAUACUGCCCCAUCCCUGGAAUAAACAGAUGGUCCUUGCUGCUGUGUGUGUUGAGGGAAUUGAAUGGGAGGGACCUGUGAAACUAGAUGCGGAAGGCAAUCAGGUCAUGAGGAAUGCCUAUCCAUAUGUAUGACAGUAAUGUGGUGUUUCAAGUUCUCCUGCGUAAAGACGAUGUGCAAUUAUAAUACUGAUGUUAUGGUCAUUGUGUGUUCAAACACAGAUGUCUUACAUCUGUAAUUGCUACAAAGCUUUUGCUUCUUCAAUAAAAUGAAGACACCCCUCAUUGUGUUCCAUUGAGA